This is a messenger RNA of Brassica napus (rape), 591 nucleotides long. RefSeq names its product protein SPIRAL1-like 1. NCBI's taxonomy places the organism in Eukaryota, Viridiplantae, Streptophyta, Magnoliopsida, Brassicales, Brassicaceae. The coding region runs from base 1 to 591 and encodes 196 amino acids. The transcript has 3 exons. The record is from RefSeq and is a predicted model, not a curated record.
AUGCCAGUGGUGGGCAAGGAGAAGGUAACAUGGAUGAAGUUGACGACGAAACCUCUUGACAAGGAGGAGAACUUCAGUAAAGUCAAGAGGGCUCUUUGUAGCCUGACUCAAAUAAGAGACCAACGGUUCGACGAUAACGAAACAGUCACGAUCAAAGUGGUUUGUUGCAGUCCUGAAAAAGUUGCGGACAAACUCUGCAAAAAGGGAGGUGGAGCUAUCAAGAAGAUCGAGUAUGGUAUCGAAAACCCUAUGGCACCAAAGCCUAAGGCACCUGAAAAGCCUAAAGAAGCAGAGAAGCCAAAACCAGCUCCAGCUCCAGCUCCAGCUCCAGCUCGAGCUCCAGCUCCAGCUCCAGCUCCAGCUCCAGCUCCAGCAGCUUCCAGUUCUCAAACAAUGAUCCAUAAUUCAGAGCCGGGUCACCCGAUGUAUGGUGGGUCUUACAACGGCUAUUACCAAGAAUAUAGGUCUUACCCGGAGACGCAGUGGGGUCAGCCGAUGUAUAAUGGAUAUCCUUCAAGACCCAUUUAUGAUAGCUAUGGAGGUGGAGGUUGGUACGGAGAUGAGACCGGCUCAUCUUGCACUAUUAUGUGA